AUGGACCUGAGAAGCUUGAUGAACACGUCCGAAGAUGCUGAUCGGUCGAGAGCAUCUGCUGCUGCCGCCGCUGCUGCCGCCGCCGCUGCACCUUCUGCUCCUCAGCCACUCCAUGCGCAAAAGCAGCAGCCGUAUCUUCAACAGCAUCCUCAACAGCAUCCUCAACAACAUCUACAGCAGCAUCCGCAGCAGCCCCAGCAACAUCCACAACACCAUCCGCAACAGCAGACUCCUACGACACCUUCGCAAGCCACUACCGCUUACGCCUUUAGGGAAUCUGCGUACAGCCACGCCUUGCACUCGUCCCCAGGCAAGCAUCCGGCGCCCCAGGAGUAUGCCGUUCAUCCCCAGGCCUCAACCCCGUCCUACCCUCCCAAGUCGCCUUAUCAAACUCCGGGCCCUUACCCCGGCCGUCCGGCACCACCGCCGCUGCAGGCCGGCGCCCCUGGGCCCUAUCCCGAUGCACGAUCUCCUCAGAGCGCCUCUAUGCCCGCUCCUUCGCCGUAUCGUCACACUCCGACAUCGUCGGUGAGUGGCCCCAGUGGUGGUUAUCCCUUUCCUUUCACCGGCCCACCGCAAGAGGUUGCAAGCCCUGUGCAACGACAUCAAUAUCCACCAUCCAACGCGUACCCCCAAAGGGAAAGCUAUUCCCACCCGCCUGGUGCAACCGCACCUCCUUAUCCACAACAACAGCAGCAACAGCAGCAACAGCAGCAACAGCAGCAGCAACAGCAACAACAACAGCAGCAGCAGCCGCCACCACAACAUAUGCCUCAGACACCGCCUAUUGGUACUCCCGGCGGCGCCCAUCCCUAUAUUCACCAACGCUCACAAUCAACACAAUCGACUCCUACUCCUACUUCUGCACAUAGCCAGCAGCAUCCGCAGCAACACGGUCAGCAAUAUCCUCACGGUAGUCCUGUGGCGAAAUCGCACCCGCCGCCUGAGUAUAACCGACAGCACUCGCAACCUCCUACCCCACUGGGCCCGCCCCAGACCGGGCCUCGACAAUCUUCCUCAGCGCCGAGCUUUGCGCAACCACAAAGUCCUUAUCAACAAAGACUGUCCGCAUCGCACUUAGCCCAAGCCACACCUCCACCUCCUCCACCUCGUAUGCCCAGCUCCCACAGCACCCACAGCACCCACGAACGAAGGUCGCUGUCGCAUAGUGAACGCGAUAAAAGUGGUAGCGUCAGCCCCAAGACCCGGGUUCCGAGCUUGCCGAGCAGCCUUGGUGGCCUUCCCGAACCCGAACCGCGACCGCAGCCGAGUGUCGCCAACAUGGUGGAACCCGAACGCGAACGCGCCGCAACUCCCGCCAAGAGAAAGCUUGCCGAUAGAGAUUUGAGCCCUGGAGAACUCGAGAGAAAAGAGCCUCGGCCUCCGCCUGCAGAGGUCAAUGGCGGCCCCAGCAUUGCGAGCUCCCCAAUCGUUCAGCGAAAGAGGAGGGUAUACACGACGCCACCCAUUUGGGCACAAACAUGGAACGCGCGCGAAAACAAGCGAUUGAAGUUGGCCAACUUUGAGCUGCAAAAACGAGGGCCACCACAUGUUAACGGAAAACAAGAGCCCCCCAAGCAAGAAAGCAACACCAGUCGCCAUGCAUCGCCCGAGGCUGCACGAUCCGUUCCUCCCCCGAUGCAGGAAUCGAAAGCAGAGAACCAUCUUGGUCCCUGGGAAGAAAGCAUUCUCGGAACCCGCCCGUACGAGGAAUUGUCAAAGAUGGUUGCCGAUUUCCUCUUCAAGAACGUGUCCCUUCAUCCCGACUCAGGCGAGAUCAUCGGCCGUGGCGUACAGUUCGAAAUUGAGGCCAAAAUGGGUCUACUCAUUGACAGAGACACGAAUGAACGUGUCGAGAGAGCUAUUGGCACCGAGUGCGUUCUGCACGAUACUGGCCGACUGGCUUUUAAGAGCAGCAUGACAGAGGCUCAACAUAGAGGUCUCAACGAUUUCCUCAACCAACUUGUUGUUCAGACCGAUCCGCGGAACCCUAACGCUCGAGGCCGAGUCCAAAUUCAGUACAAACACCGACGGGAAGUUGAUAAGUUCUUUGAGCUGCCCAACUCCUUGCAUGCACGUCUUCCCGGAUGUGUUCGAGCCCUCCUCCCACCCAGGCGACCUGUCAAGGUUCGCGUUACCUACGAUAUGAAGACACAGCAAGUCCUGGCCAUGAUAGUAAAAGCCCGAGUUGCCGACCUUCACAUCCACCUGCCAACAUGCCCCCUUGACUGUCGAAUUAGCAUCAAUCUGGAAAUGGCAUGGGACGGGUCUAUCGAAGAGUUGGAGAGCGUAGCUGUCAGCCAUGCUGAGAGGUACCCCGAUCGCAACAAGGAUCGCCUGAGCUAUAAGCAGAACCACUACCAGGUCGACUUGACGCAAGUGACACAGGUGAUGCCUGGUCCUGGAAAUACCCAACGCGUCGACAAGGAACACGAACUGGAAAUCGAACUGUCACCGGACAUCGUUCUCGAGCAACAACGCCGUGCCAUGAGGAACGAGCCUCACUCGUACCCCCAGCUGGUAGAAGGAUUUAUCGAUAACGUGCGGAUUCUCGCUCGCCGGAGUCGCGAUUUUGUGUAA
Colletotrichum truncatum is the source of this 2580-nucleotide messenger RNA. RefSeq names its product mRNA-capping enzyme subunit beta. Gene Ontology annotation, cellular component: mRNA capping enzyme complex. NCBI's taxonomy places the organism in Eukaryota, Fungi, Ascomycota, Sordariomycetes, Glomerellales, Glomerellaceae. Gene Ontology annotation, biological process: polynucleotide 5' dephosphorylation; 7-methylguanosine mRNA capping. Gene Ontology annotation, molecular function: polynucleotide 5'-phosphatase activity. The record is from RefSeq and is a predicted model, not a curated record.